Molecule: messenger RNA, 1653 nt
Organism: Cuscuta campestris
Lineage: Eukaryota; Viridiplantae; Streptophyta; Magnoliopsida; Solanales; Convolvulaceae
Source: the annotation of a GenBank genome assembly
CCAAGCUUCACUACGGAUUCUUUCUGCUAAGGUGAUGCCUGUUGAUUCUGUUCUGAACUCUGAAUUUGGUUUCGUCCCUUCCAUUCUUUUACCCUUUUAUUUGAAUGCGUAUACCCCAUAUGUCCGUAUUUUGAUCAAAGGCGUUCACUCUUACAGCCUUAGAUCACCAGCAAACACUUAAAAACAGUGCGAAUUUCGCAAUCAGUUCUCAGUUGCGACUUUGCACACGAAGUGUUCGUUGAUUUGCCCCAAAAAAAGAUAAACGAGCACUCCGUCUUUCAGAUUAAUUACUGAGUUUUAUAUCUGGGUAGAUUAUGAAUUAUGGAAAUACGGCAAGUGUCAACACAACCUUGCCGAUGGAAAAAUGGUAAUAAAGUUGGAUUCUUUAAUCUUCCCCCAACGUGGGUAGUCCACUUAACACACAGUUUCCUUUUUUUGAUUUAUGAAAUGAGACAGACUUGUCAACAUUGUAUUGCUUCUUUGAGGGUGUUGGCAUUUUCAUGUCCCAACCCUACUUACUGUGAAGUUCACGAUGAGUGCAAGUUCAACACUUUAUACGAAUGGUUUUAUUCAUUCUUCAUUGAGCUUAAUUUCUCCAUAGGAUCUUCUUUCCAGGAGAGGUUCUUUAUUCUUGACACGGAGUUCAUUUUUAAACGAAGGAUUUCACAUUAAACAGCUCACUGGAGUCAAGUGGAAUGGUCAACGUAGAAAGCAUGCAGGUGUGGUGGUUUCACCCAUUUCUGUCCUUCCUCUCACUGAGGAAAACAUUGAAAUGGUUCUGGAUGAAGUGAGACCCGGCUUAAUGGCUGACGGAGGGAAUGUGGCUCUGCAUGAGAUUGAUGGCCUUGUUGUUGUGCUAAAGCUACACGGAGCUUGUGGCUCCUGCCCAAGUUCUGCAUUGACAUUGAAGAUGGGGAUCGAAACCUGCCUUCGCGAUAAAAUCCCAGAAAUUGAAGCUGUUGAGCAGAUUCAGGACGCCGAGAUUGGCCUCGAGCUGAAUGAGGAAAAUAUUGAGAAGCUUCUUGCAGAGAUCAGACCGUAUUUGGUUGGUGCAGGCGGCGGAGAGUUGGAACUUGUGCAGAUCGAAGAGUACAUUGUCACGGUCCGCCUUCGUGGGCCCGCAUCCACCGUGAUGACGGUGCGUGUCGCUCUAACACAAAAGUUAAGGGAUGCAAUACCCGCAAUCGCUGCUGUUCGGUUGAUAGAGUGAAGAAGGGUAAUUUCCUAAAAGCACCCUCUAUAACAUGAGAGUUUUCACGUAUAUGGUCCUCUAUAUCUAGGAACUAUUUCAUAGUAAGUCCUUUGAGGACGUAUCCGCGGUCCUCUAUAUUUGUGGAAUAGUUUCCAAAUAUAGAAAAUAAUGAAUAUACUACCUCUGUCCAUGAUUAUUUAUCUAAUUUUGAUUUUUUUUGCAUUUAACUACAUUCGGUCUUUGAUCUAUAAUUAAAUAAAAUUUUAUAAAGUAUAUUUGUUGAUUAGAUAAGACAAUAUUUUUAAAAUACUAUAAAAAAACAAAUCUAAUCUCAAUUUUAUUUAAUCAGUAGUCAAAGUUUGAUAAUUUUGAUUGCAAAAACUCAAAAUUGAACAAACAAUCAGGAACGCGGGUAGUAUAUUUAUAUCGGCUGGGUUCAGUGGCCACAAAAGUAACUGUCC